Messenger RNA from Cydia strobilella, 3518 nucleotides. It is a transcript of the gene Moca-cyp, whose product is annotated as peptidyl-prolyl cis-trans isomerase G. Gene Ontology annotation, molecular function: peptidyl-prolyl cis-trans isomerase activity. The transcript has 19 exons. Lineage: Eukaryota; Metazoa; Arthropoda; Insecta; Lepidoptera; Tortricidae. Gene Ontology annotation, biological process: protein peptidyl-prolyl isomerization. Bases 125 to 2713 code for a protein of 862 amino acids. The record is from RefSeq and is a predicted model, not a curated record.
GGUGGAGUGGUGGCUAGCAAGCUAGCUUUUUCAAGAAAUUAUCUUCUGAAUUUUCAGUAAUUGUGCUUGUAAUUCACAAACUGUGAUCCUGUAAGUUUAAACGAGAGUAUCAAAGCUGUCCAAAAUGACGGUGGACGGCGACGAGAAACCGGAACGCGAUCGCAUUUUCAUGGACAUAACGAUCGGAGGCCUACCGUCCGGCCGGAUUGUUUUUGAGCUGUACAACGAUAUUGCACCUAAAACCGCAGAGAACUUCCGCGCCUUGUGUGCUGGGGACGCCGGGAUUGGGAAAGUUACAGGAAAACCUCUCACCUAUAAGGGUAUGCUGUUCCAUCGAGUGGUGAAGGAUUUCAUGGUCCAAGGAGGAGAUUUCACCAAUGCCAAUGGAACUGGUGGCGAGUCCAUUUAUGGAGGCACCUUCGAAGAUGAGACAUUUGAGCUUCCUCAUGACAGGCCAUAUCUGUUAUCCAUGGCUAACAGAGGCAAGGACACCAAUGGGUCACAAUUCUUCAUAACCACACAGCCGGCGCCUCAUCUCGACAAUGUCCACGUAGUAUUCGGAGCGGUGGUGAGCGGCGCGAUGCUGGUGCGGCAGCUGGAGGCUCUCCCCGUCGAUCGCAACUCGCGCCCUCUGCAGGACGCCGUCGUCGCCAACUGCGGUCAACUUGUGCGGUUGAAAGCCAAAAAACGCAAGGAUAAGAAGAGUGAGGAAAGCGAAGCAGAAUCUGAGAAGUCGCAUAAGAAGGAAAAGAAACGAAAGAAGGACAAGAAAGAAAAGAAAAAGAAACGUCAUCAAUCAGCAUCCGCAGACGAGGGUGAAAUAAUUGAACCCUCUCAUCCCCUUGUGCAGACCUCCAAAAUAGAUCCUCGCGAGAUCCCAGAGGUCCCCACUAACAGGUUCCUUAUGCGAGGGGGCAGAGAUAAUGAGAGGGAUAGGGAGAGGGAUAGGCCUGAUCCUAGGAGGGACAGAGAGAGGAUGCGUUACCGUGAAAGGGAUCGUCACAACACCUACACUCGCAGUGGUCGGAUCAUCAAGGGACGAGGCGUUUUCCGCUACCGCACGCCGUCCCGCUCCCGCUCUCGCUCCCGCUCGGCGACCCCGCCUCACUGGCGUCAGGCGCAGAGACGCAUCAUCAAAUUAUCCGAGUUUGAGCGAUCGGAACAGGAACGCGCAGAUAGAGAACAACAGGAAGCGAAGAGUAAGCCGAGCCGACCGGACCCCAAACACACUCGCGAGCGCGGCACUCCGGAGGGACCUUUUGAAGAAAAAGAAGAGGGCGAAUGCGACACUACUCUUGUACGGCCACGUCACGAGAGAAUCGACUAUAACGCCCUGGACUUCGAAGAGGACAUAGAACAUGAUGAAGCACCUACUCACGCCCCGCGCCGGCGCCGCUCCCCGCGCCCCGCGCCCGACUCGCGCGCAGACAUGCUCGCUAUGGCACUCGGAGUGGAUCCUAAGCACGACCAGAGAGAAGUGGAGUCCCGCCACCCUCGCCGCCGCCUCGGCCCCGCCUCCACCGUGGUGGCGGCCGCCCCGCGCCUGUCCUCCGCCGUGGUCGCGGAACCCCUCCGACCCAAGCACAACCAAGGCCACGAGGAGAGGAAACCGGCGGACGGGGAGUAUGACCCCUUCUCCAUGCUGAGGAGCACCUUCCAGGCUAACAAGGCCAAGGAACCUCCCAGAAAAGAAGAACGACCUGAACCCCGUCGCGAACGGCACCAAGAGAAAGAAAUAGAACGGGAACUCAAGGAAAAGGAACAAGACAAAACAAAAGAGAGGGAAAAUAGGCGCGACAGGCACAGGAGCGAGAAAGACGACAGGGAAAAUCGCAAUGAUCGCAAAGACAAAAGGGAAGAGCGCAUCGAGCGACGCUCACGUUCUAAAGAGAGAGAUAUAACUAGAGAUCGCAGUGAGAGAAAGAGAGAGAAAUCAGAUGAUAGAAGGAGGAAAGAUAGUGAGAGCGGUAGGCGCAGCGGAUCCCGUGAUAAGGACAGAAAGAUUGACAAAGAUAGAAAACGCAGUAGAUCCAAUGAGAGAGUGAGAAGGGAUACGGAACGCAGCGAGGAAGACAGGAAUAGAAAGCGCAGCAAGUCCAACGAUCGGAGAGAUAGGAGACGUAGUUCUAACGAAAGGGACAGAAAGCGCAGCAGGUCCCCCGAGAGGGAAAGUGAAAGGAAAAGCAGCAGGUCCAAUGGGAGGGAAAGAGAUAGGAAACGCAGCCGGUCCAUAGAGAGGGAAAGAGAUAGGAAACGCAGCCGGUCCAUUGAGAGGGAAAGAGAUAGGAAACGCAGCAGAUCCAAUGAUAGGAGAGUGAGGAGGGACACGGAGCGCAGCGGGACGCGGGAAGGGGAUAGAGAUAGGAGUGAGAGGAAGAAGCGAUCCAGAUCGAAGUCGAGAAGCAACUCGACUUCUCGACGCGCUAGACGUUCUGCUUCGGGCGGCAAGUCGCCUCAGUAUGAUAAGAAGAAGGACGAGGAGAGGGACGAGGCUCGAAAAGAGCUGAUGGAGAUUGUGCGACUCAUCAAAUCGCGCCAGAAGGAUCGAGAAUCCAAAGCCCAAGGAGCUCAGAAGAAAGGGCGGUCGGGCUCCUCCGCGUCGGACCGCAGCCCCAGUCCACGCCGCCGGUCGCGGUCGCCGUCGCCGCGCCGCCGGCGCUCGCGCAGCCCGCGCCCCCCGCGCCCGCGCCCGCGCCGCUCCGAGGACCGAUAGUGACACCGACACACUUUCACCUCUGAACAAGCCACGAUGACAACAAGACAAUGUUUGUUUAAGCACAGAAUCCAUACUAAUAUUAUCCUCGUGAGUCUAAAUGUACAUUAAAAUGUACUUAUUCAUUGCAAUCUAAUUUGAACCUUUUGAUGAAACAAAUAGAGUAGUUAUCUCUGCAGUUUACUGUGCAAGUUUACCUAUAAUGAAAAUGCCCUUAAAUUUAAAAUUGUAUUUGUUUAUCCUGGUAAGGUCCAAUGUGCAUUAAAAUUUACACUCCGUUUCAAUCUAAUAACAUUUCAUAACCAAAAUAAAGUGGCAUUUCGUUUUGAAACAAACAAUAUUCAUCCCAAUUUACUAUACAACAAGGUUUAAAUAUAAAUUGGAGAAUUUUGUAUGGUGGGCCUUACGAGGUUAUAACUGCUUUCAUGUUUACUUCGAGUCGUAAAAGAGAUCAUUUUGACUUUGAAUUAAGUAAUAAUAUAUAUGUGGUCAUAUUUUACUUUUUAUUUUCGAUAUUUACAAAUUUUCUGUUAUUAAAUAGUAGUAACAUAGUAGGUAAGGCAAUGUUCUUAUAGUUUAGGUGUAUUUGAGACCAAUCAUUUAGCGCCACUUCCACCAUUCCACUAACCCGGGGUUAAGCGGUUAAACCGUUAACCCGGUGUUAAAUUAUACUGGUAACCAUGGUAAUCCCAGGUUUAACCGGUUAACCCCGGCAUAGUGGAAUGGUGCAAGUGGGUUAUUCGUGGUAAACUUAGUCCAUACAAAAGUAUAAAUAUGUAGUACACAAGAAAUGUAAGCCAUAAAG